AUGAUUGUCGCCGACGUCUUUGCUGUGCAUACAACUGAGCAAUUUCUCCAUUGGAAACGUUCCUACGUCCCCACACUUGCCGUAUGGCAGCGCGCACCUCGACAACUGAUUCAAGGCAUUGCAAAAGGCACAUUCAAGUUGCAACCCUCCUUUCUCCCUCUGUGUGUCCCUUCUUCCGCUGUCUCUCCAUCAUCCAGUCCUUCAUUGCAACCAUUUGUUGAUCACCUCACAACUGACAACAACCUUGCAGUGACUUCCACUGGCUUUGAAGAUGCCACUGACCACUUCCUUUUUGAAUGCCCACCCAAGGCAGCGGUCUGGCAGGGUAUUAUCUCUGAGUUCCUCUGGCCCACGGUAACUAUUGAUGAUAUCCGCCAUUCCCUCCUCACUCUCGACUUUUACAAUAUUCGAUAUAGUCAGCGGCCUCGUGCUUCCUCCCACCAUACAGUCAUCAUUGCAAUGUCUAACUUUUGGAAGGCUCACUAUCGUCUUAUCUUCGAUCAAACUUCCUUCGCUCCCGCUGCUCUGCUGAAUAGUAUCCGACUCGACAUUAUUAUUCAAAAGAUGAUCGACGAAGCUCUCAUUCAUGCCAGCCUAUAA
This is a messenger RNA of Mucor velutinosus, 600 nucleotides long. RefSeq lists its product as uncharacterized. Bases 1 to 600 code for a protein of 199 amino acids. The transcript is spliced from 2 exons. The record is from RefSeq and is a predicted model, not a curated record. Lineage: Eukaryota; Fungi; Mucoromycota; Mucoromycetes; Mucorales; Mucoraceae.